This is a messenger RNA of Haemonchus placei, 468 nucleotides long. Lineage: Eukaryota; Metazoa; Nematoda; Chromadorea; Rhabditida; Trichostrongylidae. The record is from the annotation of a GenBank genome assembly.
AUGAGCACCUCUACAUCUUGCAGUGGACCUAGAUUGACAGCAUCGGCGUCGAAGCUGUGUUUAGAGCCUUCUGCGUACGGGAUGUUGUCGUAGAACUUUCGCAUACCACUGUCUCCUUCUUCACCGAUGAUGUUUAUCGAAGGUCGGAAGGUACCAGUACUGGCGGUCGUCAUUAGAGUGACCGUGUAGAGGAUAUCUACCUUUUUGAUGUAGAACCGCUCGUUGUUCUCCAUUUCACCGACACCAAUUCUGAGCUUUUGUAAGGUGUCCACACUUGAUCCUUUUAUGAUAUUGAUCACGGACUUGAUCGCCACAGUCACAUACGUGCUGGCAGCGCCACUGGCCACUAAUCCACGACAGCCUUUAUCACAUAGCAGCUUAUUGGUCUCACCUCAUAAGUGUAUUGUGAAUCAGCAGAUUCAUUCGAUUGCAACUCCAUCGGAUAUGCGUUAUAUCCAGAACAUAUAG